AUGGAUCAGAUGGGGAGGGAACAGGACAAGGAGUCAGACAAGCUGGCUCUACUCAGUGAGGUGGACAGACACAGCAGGCAGAUGCUCAGUAACCAGACCUUAUGGAAGAAAGCCAACCUGGCCAGUCAACUGUCGCUAGACAACCUGGAGAAGGAAUCUCUUCUCUAUGGAGGAGAUAGAAUCAGAAAGGUGACCAAAGAGGGCCUGGCCCAGACGUCCAGUGACAUCACAGAGAGCCUGAUGAGCAUCGAUCAGAUGAUGUCACAGCAGGUGACGCAGRGUGAGGAAUCCAUAACCAUGCUGGCAACCUCGUCUCAGGCGGUCCUGGAGAUGGAUGAUGAGUUUAAGGCCAUGGCCGGAACCAUCCAGCUGGGGAGAGAGCUCAUCACUAAGUACAACCGCAGGGAGCUCACUGACAAACUGCUCAUCUUCCUCGCUCUCGCACUCUUCCUCGCCACGGUCUUCUACAUCCCGCAAGAGGAGAUUAUUUUUCCUCCAGACCAGACACAACUAACUUAAACUAAGUAACUUUUAGAGCAACUUUGAUAAGAGUAACUAUGAUCAUAUAAGCUAAUUUAUGACAUAAGUGAGUCGUGUGAGAUAAGUAUUGUAAGAUUAACAUACUGCUUAUUAAUGUAAAUCCAUAUCAACAUUUUAAAGACGUGUGCACACACACAGUAGUAAUGGCUUUGGGGAUAAGCCUAUUUUAAACAGUAUUUGUUCGUCAUGGAAGGAAUAUCAGCUGUUUGCAAUACUUAGAGGGAAGUUUGAUGGUUAAUGUAACCAAUUGUUAUGAUUAUCAUGUUAAUGUAUUAUUCCAUCGCAGGAAGUUAAAGCUGUUGCCCAGUUAUUUAUAUCCUGCUCUGAAAGAGAAAUACAUUUGUUUUAGUAGUUGCCUUAUUUAAUGCAGAUUACAUUUUCGCCGGACCAUUAUUUAAAGUAUAGGGAUUCAUGUCAAUGUGUAACACAUUCUCUGUAAUGUAAUCAGAUUUUGAACAAACCGUUGACAUUAYUAAAAGUGUAAAAAUAAAAAAUAAAAAAUCUCCAAGCAGCAGCCUGGACAUGUAGGAUGUACAUAUCACCCACACAAGUUUCAGUGACUCUGGUCUAACAUGUGGUCGUCAGUAUUUCCUUACGGAGCUAGCUGGCUUGGCUUGGCUCAGCAGUGGUGAGGCCUGCUCUCAGUAGCUGGCAGCAGGGUGAACAGUGCUGGGUACAGUGCUGACCAACCAGGGCAGAAAAGCUAGCAGCAGGGGGAACUGAGCAGCCCUGGCACCAGGGCAGAAACAAAUCUGAAAAGCUGUGGCACUAAUCACAUAGUCACCGAUAAGGAACCAUGCAUCUCUGCCUUUCUUCAGAUAAGACCCAGAAAAGCAGAUUAUUCUGACCCGUUUCCCUCUCCUGCUCCCUUUCUUUCCACCGGGGGUGGAAGGUGGGGGGGUAUUUUUAGGUUUGCGUGGACCUGUUAUCUGACGUUGCCUUUUCAACACUUUGGAAGGGAUGUGUAUAGAGGGGGGGCUGGUAGCUGCAUGACCUCUCUACCCUCUUUAUGGUGACGGUCUCACAUGUCAUUUGGGAAAUAUAAAUCUGUUUUCAUGUUGACGUUU
Molecule: messenger RNA, 1607 nt
Organism: Salvelinus sp. IW2-2015
Lineage: Eukaryota; Metazoa; Chordata; Actinopteri; Salmoniformes; Salmonidae
Source: RefSeq, a predicted model, not a curated record